AUGGCGCCUACUCGUGUUUACCAUUUCAUUUCCAAGCCAGCGGUUCGGCCCGCUGAUGUCCAUGCCAAUGGCGUCUUGGCUAGAGGUCCCGUUGUAGCCAGAACUGUUCUCUCUGCUCGCGACGCGACCAUCGACCCAACCGUCGGCACAAUCAGUCCACACAGCAUCAACAACACUGGCAUGUUUGUGCUGUUCGGUAUCCUGGGAGCCGCCAUCUGCGUCGGAAUCAUCUGGUUUUUCUUCUGGGCUAGGAACGGAGGAUUCCACUUCCGGGAGGAUGACUGGGACGACUACAAGUCAACUGUUCUCCGGCGGAAGGGUCCCAACGGCACCAUCCUGUCGAAUGCUACGAAGAGCACUAAACUGGGUGGAGGGAGCGUUUACAAGGAUGCCGCCGACUAUGCGGACGAUACGACGACGGUGAUCACCGCAUCCUCGGGGUCGACCGACUUGUCGGGCGUAACGGCUGGGGCCAGUGACAUUGCCGGCCGUGAAAGGCGGCGCAAGAAGCAAGAGCAGCGUGAGCGCGAGAAGGAGAAGGAGAGGGAACGUCGGCGGGUAGAGAAGGCACGAGACAAAAAGGACAAGAAGAGCAAGAAGGAACGUUCACGGCGCCAGGUCAACGAGGAGGGUGUUCUGAUUGACGAGAACGCCGAGGCCGAAGCGAAGGCGCAACUGCGGAACUACCGGAACGAAAAGGCGGCACGCGUGGGCGGCAUCAACCGCGAGAGCGACUCGUCUGUCUGGGAUGGAUCCACGAUCCCGGGCAGCUCGACGGUCGGGACAGAGAGCACGGUCACGUCUGAGCUGAUAAGCCACCGCGAGGUGACGCCGACCAGCUCGCCGACGAAGAAGAAGAGGAGCAGUGUGCCGCCAACCAGCAGCGGCGGUGGCAUCCGAAAGGUCUACAGUACGGCCGACCGUAACGAGGUGCGCGAGAACGAGCGCAUCCGCCGUGAAGCCAGACGUCUGGAGCGGGAGCGCGAGCGUGAAAGGGAGCGUGAACGGGAGCGUGAACGGGAACGGGAACGAGAGCGUGAGCGUGAGCGUGCAGCGCCCGGCCGCCGUGACUUCAGCUGGCAGCACGGAGAAGAUGCCGUCACACACCUGCGCCGGAUCGAGGAGGGUCCGCACGACGACGACAUCACAUCCGAUGUUCCUGGCGCUUGGCAAGACAACAUGACAGAGAGCGAUCUCGGCACCAAGGCCUACCACCACUUUAUUCCAGGCCUGUCGAACAACGGGUCGGCCGUGGAGGAAGACGAGGCAGAGUACGAUCGGCGAAAGGAUCGCCGCAGCCGCAAUGGGUUCCGGCGCUGA
Messenger RNA from Grosmannia clavigera kw1407, 1320 nucleotides. RefSeq lists its product as uncharacterized. Bases 1 to 1320 code for a protein of 439 amino acids. The record is from RefSeq and is a predicted model, not a curated record. The transcript has a single exon. NCBI's taxonomy places the organism in Eukaryota, Fungi, Ascomycota, Sordariomycetes, Ophiostomatales, Ophiostomataceae.